CUCAUACGGUUGUCAAGAAGAGAAAGCGAGUAUACAAAUUUCUAUAUUUUAGAGAGUAGAGUUAGUCCCAUCUAACUACCCCAUUCCAUCUCCUGUCAGAAAUCUUAGCUCCUAAUUGGCUUUCGCCAUAUAAGUGUGCAGAUAAGCCCAUCGUCUCUCUCUUCUCUCUCUCGAAAUUCUGCAACCAAGAUUAGAUUGUGGAAUUGAAGUUUUAUGGCUUCGACUUUAGUUAAUGCGCCUUGUAAUGUCCGAGCAAUUAAGGGUCUGGAGUCUCGAGACUAUGGUAGUUUGGGACCAUCAGUUAGUAAAAGUUUUGUAUGCGUUCGGCCCUCGAUCAAGGGGCGUCCAAGGCGGCUUGUAUCUGUUAUAAGAGCAAGUGAUGAAUCCAUCCGAAAAAUGGGUUUGAGUGACGAAGAAUGUGAAGCCGCCGUUGUGGCUGGGAAUGCGCCAGAAGCACCUCCGGUUCCCCCCACACCGGCGGCACCAGCUGGAACUCCUUUAGUCCCUUUACUUCCACUUAAUGGUCGUCCUCGUCGUAACCGGAAGUCACCAGCAUUGAGAGCAGCAUUCCAAGAAACAAGCUUGUCACCUGCUAAUUUUGUAUAUCCACUUUUUAUUCAUGAAGGACAAGAGGACACACCUAUAGGUGCUAUGCCUGGUUGUUACAGGCUUGGAUGGAGACACGGACUUGUGGAAGAGGUGUCUAAGGCCCGGGAUGUUGGUGUUAACAGCAUCGUGCUCUUCCCAAAAGUUCCUGAUGCUUUAAAGUCACCCACAGGAGAUGAAGCAUACAAUGAAAAUGGAUUAGUGCCUCGAGCCAUACGGUUGCUCAAAGACAAGUACCCCGAUCUUGUAAUCUACACUGAUGUUGCUUUAGAUCCAUAUUCCUCAGACGGGCAUGAUGGUAUUGUCAGAGAGGAUGGAGUUAUAAUGAAUGACGAGACUGUGCAUCAGUUAUGUAAGCAGGCUGUGGCCCAGGCUCGAGCGGGAGCAGAUGUUGUUAGUCCCAGUGACAUGAUGGAUGGUCGUGUUGGAGCAAUUCGAGCAGCUCUUGAUGCUGAAGGUUUUCAGCAUGUGUCUAUCAUGUCAUAUACAGCGAAGUAUGCCAGCUCAUUUUAUGGUCCAUUUCGUGAAGCAUUAGAUUCAAAUCCACGUUUUGGGGACAAGAAAACUUAUCAGAUGAACCCAGCAAAUUAUAGGGAGGCUCUUAUUGAGACCCGUGCAGAUGAAUCUGAAGGAGCAGAUAUCCUUCUGGUGAAACCAGGUCUUCCCUACUUAGAUAUUAUAAGGCUUCUUCGGGAUAACUCUCCUUUGCCAAUUGCUGCAUAUCAGGUUUCUGGUGAAUACUCAAUGAUCAAGGCCGGUGGAGUUCUUAAAAUGAUUGAUGAAGAGAAGGUCAUGAUGGAGUCACUGAUGUGUCUCCGACGGGCAGGUGCUGACAUCAUCCUCACAUACUUUGCUCUGCAAGCUGCUAGAUGUUUAUGUGGUGAGAAGAGGUAACAUUAAACCGAUAGAAUGGGGAUUGUGCUAGAUGUGUAGGACCUUAUCAAUUUCAGAUAAAUAAGCAAAUUGUUGCAUAGUUUGUGCUUAAAUUAAAUAUGUUUUGUUCUAUGAGAAACUGAAAGACUAGACGUGAGUGAGUUCGGCCUUCGGGUGCUAAACCUGACUGGGCUGCAUGUAUAUCUUUGAAUGUAUGUAGUUGAGUUCGUUGUUUGUUUCA
Cornus florida is the source of this 1720-nucleotide messenger RNA. Its product is annotated as delta-aminolevulinic acid dehydratase, chloroplastic. Bases 214 to 1500 code for a protein of 428 amino acids. The record is from RefSeq and is a predicted model, not a curated record. Gene Ontology annotation, cellular component: cytosol. Gene Ontology annotation, molecular function: porphobilinogen synthase activity; zinc ion binding. Gene Ontology annotation, biological process: heme biosynthetic process. The transcript has 13 exons. NCBI's taxonomy places the organism in Eukaryota, Viridiplantae, Streptophyta, Magnoliopsida, Cornales, Cornaceae.